Molecule: messenger RNA, 2016 nt
Organism: Macrosiphum euphorbiae (potato aphid)
Lineage: Eukaryota; Metazoa; Arthropoda; Insecta; Hemiptera; Aphididae
Source: the annotation of a GenBank genome assembly
AUGCGCAAGCGUGAAGCUAUCAAAUCGUUGGUGUUGUGCAGGUAUUUGAACAUUUUGUCGUCUGGUGUGAGGAAACUAAACGUCGGAUUCUCGAAGAGUCAAUCGAAGGCCUCGUACCUGUCGGCCUACAAGAGAGAGCCGAGGGAGCGCGAGAAAGGACUUCCGAACUUCGAAGGAAGCUACAAGAGGACGGCUUCGCCGAACAGUGGCGGCCGAGGAGACGCUGCCGCGGCCGUGGAACCUCAAGAUGUGGAAAACGUGGCGCCAGACGGAAGCGAUUGCUGCAGCAAUCUUUUGGAUUCGAGCGGCGGUCGACUGCAAUCCCUGCAGCUGGACCACCACCAUCACCUCCACCACUAUAACAACAACAACAGCAACAACAAUAACAACAAUAACACAGCAACUAGUCAACAACAGUCGUCGCCCGGCAAACAACAGAUUGUCGACGCGGUGGCCGUAGCGGUCGCGCCGCCUUCACCGCCGCCCACCGCGGUGCUGUCCGAGCGGCCGGUCGUCGACCAGCCCUCACAACAACAACAGUUGUCGAAAACUCUGCCACGGGCCAACAACUCGACCGGACAGGAUUUUAAACGGUCGUCCCGUACGCCCCGGACCCAGUCGGACCCGUCCAACAUGCCCAACAAGGCGGACGCGGCCAUCACCACGUUGCAGUUGAUGAUGAUGCCGCCGCCUCGGCACUCCGAGUCUACGUCCAGCCUGCACCUGCAGAAACGGUCACAGUCCGACCUGUCCCAGGUGGGAUCCACCGAGAGCGGCUACAGCAGCCUGUCCCUGAAUGCCCCGUCGCCGUCCCACUCACCUACCAGGCUGUCGUCCGGCGACUUUGGCAUCGGUGGCCCGCCACCACCACUCCAGAUCCACUCUCCGUCGGCCACUACUGCCGCCACUGCCGGUGACCUCGACGAGUGCUGCACUUCUACAUGGCACACGGCGGAGCCAGCGGUCGCCGUGACCGACACUGACCACCGUUACCGCAAUCCGGUGUCCAGAAGCUGUUCGGUGGUGUCAUCGGAUUCCACUUCGCAGACGGAACUCAAGUCUGUCGCCGGCGGCACCCCGUUGGCAGUCCGGCGCAAGUCACCCGAAGAGAUCGAAUGCGAAGAACUGUCCCGCGAUCUCAUCAGCCACCUGUCGCCUUCCGACAAACUCCAUAACAUACUGGCUCCCGGACCGGACGUGAAACGUUCUACAGACUAUGUUUCUCCGCUGUUCCGCAUGGACUUGGUACCUCGGUCCAGAACUUCGGUCGCCGAAAAACUGAUCGACUGCAGUAGCAGUGACGCCAUGUGCGGUCCAAUCACCUCCACUACUAGCACCUCGUCGAAUACCACUGCCGCCGCCGGACUAUCGGCCAACUCAUCCUACUACACCACGUCCGAACCUAAGGCGAAACUCCUGAACCUGCAGCACUACAGCCGGCAGAUACAACCGCCGGCCGAAUGCAACGGGAUCGGAAACUUGCAAAAGAAAAAGGCGGACCUAGUGUCUCGACUGGACAGAAAGCUGAAAGUACUCCGAGAUGAACAAAUCGCGCUGGCCGAAGAGGCGGCGCUGAACGAGACUCUGGGCGUGUCGGUGGCCGAACGGGUUAAGUCGGUGGCCAAGCCUCAGGAAGCCAACAAGUUCAAAACUCAUGUACAGGAAGUGGGCCACAUUACCAGUCUGCUGUUGAGUCUGAGUGGACGUUUGGCCAGAGCGGAAAACGCACUGCUGGACUUGGACGCAGACCAUUUGGAAAAGAAGGCGCUGGAGGAGAAAAAGUGCAAGCUGACCGGUCAACUGGAAGAGGCCAAGGAGCUGAAGGAGAACAUCGACAGGCGUGGAGACUUUGUGUCGACCAUACUUUGCCGGUAUCUGACUGCCGACGAGUACUCGGACUACGAUCAUUUCAUCGCGAUGAAAGCCAAACUUCUGAUCGACGCCCGCGAGAUCGCCGACAAAAUUCAGCUGGGCGAGGAGCAGUUGCGCGCGCUCAAGGAAACCCUCGAAGACUAA